Molecule: messenger RNA, 693 nt
Organism: Orbilia oligospora ATCC 24927
Lineage: Eukaryota; Fungi; Ascomycota; Orbiliomycetes; Orbiliales; Orbiliaceae
Exons: 1
Coding region: 1-693 (230 amino acids)
Source: RefSeq, a predicted model, not a curated record
AUGGCAACAAUUCGCGAACCCGACUCACAAGACAGCCCUCAAAUCACACCCGCCGGCCCCCAAGCAGGCCCACCUAAUCCCUCUGGCCCUGUGUCUCUCAAAAGACGCAAGCGUGUCAGCCCCAAAAUCCACGGCUGUCCCGUAUGCGACCUUAGAUUCCCUAGCCUGCGGCUCUUAGGGAAUCAUAUGAAAGACGCACACAAUUUGAAGGCAUUCAAAUGCGAUCAUUGUGAUACUAGAGUAACGAGAUAUGAUAAUCUCGAAAGCCACAAACGAACUUGUAAACGGCGGUCUCCUAAUAGUUCCGUUGCUACCCCGGAAACCAAUCGUGGCAAGAAAGGAAAAGGCCCACGGGUAUCCAUGCGGAGCAUCAACGUGCGGCCUGAACCAAUACGGUCUCUCCCAAAAAUUAACCUACACGAUAGUCCUGGCGGGGUAGGUCUCGCCACAUCGUCAUCGAGGAAGAUGGAUGGCACAUCACUACAAGGGCAGCCCCAUAUCUCCCAACCGUCUAAUCCAGGUGAUGGUAUUAGUCUCGGUGGGGGCACAGACUCUCCCACAGCUACUUCAGACUCACGGCAGCUUGAGAUUUCAAAUCUCAAGUCUCAGCUAGACAAGGCGAAAUGGGAGGCUUCUCAUUGGAAAGAAAACUUCCUGCUUUUAAAGUACGGUAAUAAUGGAGGCCCCCACUAA